This is a messenger RNA of Leptopilina heterotoma, 1829 nucleotides long. It is a transcript of the gene CSN4, whose product is annotated as COP9 signalosome complex subunit 4. The record is from RefSeq and is a predicted model, not a curated record. The transcript has 8 exons. NCBI's taxonomy places the organism in Eukaryota, Metazoa, Arthropoda, Insecta, Hymenoptera, Figitidae. Gene Ontology annotation, cellular component: cytosol; COP9 signalosome. The coding region runs from base 311 to 1546 and encodes 411 amino acids.
AGUAUGGAGGACAUUCAAGCUUCUUCAUGAUCUUUAUUAAUUUACUGAAUUAUUACUCGAUUUACUAUAUUAUUUUAUGUGGUUAUUAGUGUGAUAACUAAUUUUGUAUUUGAAUAGUGAAAAAAGAUAUCUAUUUAAUCGAAAUGCAUGCGUGAUUGUAAAGAAGAAAUUGCGGUAAAAUACAUUGAUUGUAAAAACGUGCGUUUGCCAUUGAAUAAGAAUUUUUUCUCUGGGGUUAUUUGCACCCGAAAAAGAAAAGCUGUUUUAUGCGAGUUUAUGAUUGUUUAUCAUUAAUAAAAUUCGGAAAAAAAUGGUUGUCACCGUAGCCUCUGUACGUCAACAAUUAGCAAAUUUAGCUCAUUCUGGAGGUUCACACAAAGAUCAGGCUGACAAAUAUCGAGCAAUAUUAGAUGCAAUAAUAUUAUCAUCCGGUGAAGAACUCGCUGAGACUUUAAAAGUUUUUAUCGAAGCAAUUGUAAACGAAAAUGUCAGUUUGGUUAUUUCAAGACAAGUUCUUACGGACGUUAGUAGUCGACUUUUAAAUCUACCUGAUGAGAUUUCAAAAGCAGUUUCACAUUAUACUUUAGAUAAGGUUCAACCGCGAGUGAUUUCUUUUGAAGAACAAGUAGCUAGUAUAAGACAACAUUUGGCCGAUAUUUAUGAACGCAACCAAAAUUGGCGAGAAGCUGCUAAUGUUCUCGUUGGCAUUCCUUUAGAAACUGGUCAAAAACAAUAUACUGUAGAUUAUAAACUCGAAACGUACCUCAAAAUUGCUCGACUUUAUUUAGAAGACGAUGAUCCCGUUCAAGCCGAGGCCUUUAUUAACAGAGCAUCUCUUCUUCAGGCCGAAUCAAAGAACGAACAGUUGCAAAUUUAUUACAAAGUUUGUUACGCUCGCGUCUUAGAUUAUAGAAGAAAAUUUAUUGAAGCUGCACAGCGAUACAAUGAACUUUCCUAUCGAUCAAUUAUCCACGAAGAUGAGAGGAUGACAGCAUUGAAAAAUGCUCUAAUUUGCACCGUCCUUGCUUCCGCUGGUCAGCAAAGAAGUCGUAUGCUCGCAACACUUUUCAAAGACGAACGAUGUCAAAAUUUACCGGCUUAUUCAAUUCUCGAGAAAAUGUAUUUGGAUCGAAUAAUUCGUCGCUCUGAACUCCAAGAGUUUGAGGAAUUUUUGCAACCACAUCAAAAGGCCUGCACGACAGAUGGACUUGGAUCAACGAUUCUCGAUCGGGCAGUAAUUGAACACAAUUUAUUGUCGGCCAGUAAACUUUAUAAUAACAUUACAUUCGAGGAAUUGGGCGCUCUACUCGAAAUCCCACCGACUAAGGCUGAAAAAAUUGCCAGUCAAAUGAUAACCGAGGGGCGAAUGAAUGGCUACAUUGAUCAAAUUGACUCAAUUGUUAAUUUCGAAACUCGUGAAACACUGCCAACUUGGGACAAACAUAUUCAAUCGCUUUGCUAUCAAGUGAAUCAGAUUAUUGAGAAGAUUGCUCAGACUGAACCGGAAUGGAUCGCAAAAGCCAUGGAUGAUCAGAUGGUGCACUAACUAUUUCUGAAAAUUAGAAAUAAUCUAAAAAAAACGAAUCCGAAGAAAAAACCUUUUUCAAUAUUAUUUUUUUUUCUCCCUUCUUUUUAAAGUAUUAAGUUCGAAAAAGGCAAAUAAAGUUCCACUUUGGAAAGUCCUAUUUGUUAAGAAAAAAGAAAACAACAUACUAAUUUAAAUAAAACAUAGCUUAUUUGGAUUAAUUAAAAGAAAAAGAAAAAUUGUUCCCACAUCCAAAUGUUCUUUUUUUCUUUGUAAAUAAAUCAACUAUCACGCCAAAAUUUAA